This is a messenger RNA of Toxorhynchites rutilus septentrionalis, 1713 nucleotides long. Its product is annotated as pickpocket protein 28-like. Gene Ontology annotation, biological process: sodium ion transmembrane transport. Gene Ontology annotation, cellular component: membrane. The record is from RefSeq and is a predicted model, not a curated record. Gene Ontology annotation, molecular function: ligand-gated sodium channel activity. NCBI's taxonomy places the organism in Eukaryota, Metazoa, Arthropoda, Insecta, Diptera, Culicidae. The coding region runs from base 1 to 1713 and encodes 570 amino acids. The transcript has 4 exons.
AUGGCUCGCGAGGAUUUCUCACCACAUUCCAUAGCUCAACCCCCGGAAAAGCCCAUCGAACCACGAACUACAACCCGCAGACAACUUGGGAACAUUUUCGCCGAAUACUGCUCCACCAGCACGAUUCACGGAGUCAGCUACAUAGGCGCUCAACAGCGAUCAAAAUGCGAGCGCUUCUGGUGGAUCGUCAUGCUGGGCUUGUCGUUGUACGGAUGUGCGAAGCUCAUCGAGAAAAUCUACCACAAAUGGGAUAGUGGCCCGGUGAUCCUUAGCUUCGAUCGGAAACCCACACCGGUUUGGCAGAUGCCUUUCCCGGCGGUAACCAUUUGUCCGGAGGUAAAAUUCCGUCCGGAGUGUUUGAAUUUCACCAGCACCUAUAAAAAGAUGUUCUUGAAUGAGUCCGCCGGGCCGUUGGAAGAAGAGGAAACCCAAAAAAUGCUCAGUGUAUUGCAAAUUUGCGAUCGAAUGUAUUCAUACGAGCCAUUCAAAACCGCGUUGAGAAAAUAUUCUUUCAACCAAGAUGUUGUACAUUAUUUGAAACAGAUUUCACCGGGGGCUAAAAGAAAACUAUUCUUCGAAUGUAGAAUCAGUCUGUAUCCGUGUGUGGAUUUGUUCAAGGAGACUAUAACAGACGAAGGGAUAUGUUACACUUUCAAUUUAAUUCCAGAGAAUGAGAUGUUUCGUAAGAAAAAUUUACACGAUAAUUACGACUACUUGGAGAGCCCGUAUCCAUCCUCCAAUUGGACCCCGGAUGAUGGCUUCAGGCCGGAGGCCGAGCUACGAACAUAUCCAAGUCGCAUCUUCGGAUCGGGCUUCGAAUCGGGAAUGUACCUACAGCUCAUGAUUCCCGAUUCGUACGAAGAGAGUCACUGUCGCGAGGCGCAGGGCUUCAAAAUGCUUCUACACUCACCGGCUGAGUAUCCAGUGAUUUCAAAGAAAUUUAUUCGUCUCACAUUCAACCACGAGGUAACGAUGGCACUUAAACCCGAAAUAAUGAUCACUGCUGCCGCUCUUCGAAACUAUCGGCCCGAUGUUCGGCAGUGUUUCUUCGGCCACGAAAGGACGCUCCAAUUCUUCGCGAUCUACAACCAGGCAAACUGCGAACUGGAAUGCCUCACCAAUUACACCUUGAAGCUGUGCGGAUGUGUGCGGUUCUCGAUGCCUCGCGGCCACCGGACGAGACUUUGCGAAUCGUUCGAGCUGGGGUGUGCUAUCACAGCUGAGAACGAUAUUCAGAUAUUGAUUGCGAAAGGAGGCAUUGGGACAAAAUCCGGAACCAUGGACCAUUGCAAUUGUCUACCGGCUUGCAACUCGAUCGAGUACAAUGCCGAGCUUACGCAAACGAAAUACAACUUCAGCAAAUCGUAUCACCUGCGUUACGACAAAUCGAAUUCGCACGAUCAGAUUGCUAGGUCUGUACGAAUAUAUGCAUUGAUAAACGCAAACUUCGCCAAGUUGGCUAUUUACUUCCGGCAAACCCAAUACAUUACGCAGAAACGUGACGAGCUGUUCGGUUGGACCGAUUUCAUAGCAAACUGCGGCGGUGUGAUGGGUCUUUGCAUGGGCGUAAGUCUACUCAGUUUGGCCGAGCUGUUUUAUUACUGCCUGAUAAGACCCCUGAUACUGCUCAGAUAUCGCGGGAAUCGGGAGGAACGAAAUGUUGUCUCCGUUCAACCGGUAUAUUCGUUGUUCAAAGUGGAACGGCGCGCUUAA